UCAAGACUGACAGUGGCGAGACAUGAAGCGUACCAGACUACCAGUUGAAAGUAAAAGUGCAUAAAUGAUCUGGCGUUACCUUGCCUCCCUUCUGCCUUCUUCCAACUCUCAUCUUCACCAUUCUAUUAUUCUAUUUCGUGUACAAACGCCCAGACAAUCAGCUUAUUUGCAACCCUCGGCCCUCGCACAUCCAACCUAUAUCUUUCUCCUCGUUAUUCUCUCUAGUGAUAUGUAUCUGCAUAUUAUUUACUCGUGAAUGUGUUCUGUUCUGUGUUAACCUCAAGCUAAGAAGAUAGUGCUUUCAAAUAGUCCUGUUGAAUGUGGAUAUUUUUUUAUGUAUUAGCAAAGAUCCGUCCAGAAAUCUGUGAUUUUCUUUCAAAGUAUCGUAAUCAACACGAUAUCACUAUUUUCAGGUUCUCGCAUUCAUAUAAAAAAAUGGCUCGUGGUCUUUCAAUCGUACUUGGUUUAAUCAUUGUGAUUAACAUACUCGCCCUAUUACACAAACACGAAAAGAUCACUGAAUUAGAUGAUGUACAGCUGGAGAUUUUGCGAAAGCCUGGAGAUUUCGAUAUUCAUAAAUUGGCAAUAUUGUAUGAUAUUUACGAUACAUCUCCAGAUCGUUUGAAUGAAACAUUCCUUGAGAAUCCAGACUUGGAAAAGAAACUCGAGGCACAUUUCAUAAAAGAAGCAGUGGAUAGAUCGUUUCUAAUGAUACAAACAGCUUUAUCGACAUAUGCAGUCAUCGUACUUGAAAUGUCCAAUCAACCCAGCUCCAGAUCCGCGAAGACAGCAGUUUUUCAUGUGCUCGCUCUCCUUUAUUACAUACCUUCCCCUACAGUGCAUAACUUUUUCAUCGAUUUGUUAUCCCGGCGGUUUGCUGUAUUUUUCGCUGUGUUAAAAAUGCUGGGUGCCAAUUGGAUAGGUUAUCUUCGAUUUUUUAAGAUAGAGCACGUAGCUUUGCCAAGACAGCAUAGAAGACAGCUAGCAGCGUCGGCAGGCUAGAGUACACAAAGAGCCUAGAGAACAGGCGGUUUUGGCUGCGUAGAUUUUUUUUGACUGGUGAAAAAAAUUCACUUGAAGGAAGAGAAAGGCAGAUAAGGUCAACAUUUUCAUGGAGCACAAAAAUUACAGAAAUUAAAUGUACUUUUUUCAAUAGAACGACAGCAGAAAGACAAAAAAAAAUCGCUUACUUUAUUUUGAUAUUCUAAUGUGAAGCAAGAUUGUAAAAGUUGCAAUUGCAGGGAUUCUUAACAUUGUUAUGAUAAGGUACAUAGAUUUAAUAUCCAAAGUGUUCCUUUUUUUAUUAGCUUCAAUUUUUUUAUGAAAUUUGCCUCGUGUGAGUCGUGUGUGUUUUUUAAAUGUAUGUUUGAUCGACUUCCCUGAUCUUGUAUAAUUUUAUGUUUUUAUCCAUUAAACUAAGCGUUAUU
Molecule: messenger RNA, 1427 nt
Organism: Planococcus citri (citrus mealybug)
Lineage: Eukaryota; Metazoa; Arthropoda; Insecta; Hemiptera; Pseudococcidae
Exons: 4
Coding region: 319-1002 (227 amino acids)
Source: RefSeq, a predicted model, not a curated record